UUCAAGACGAGGUCAACCUCUUGCAAGAACCAUGCUCCUUGACUAGAGCACUUGACUUCAAAAUCUAAAAGCAACUUCUUCGUAUUCGUUUGUAACGCCUUUUUUAUACGUUAAAAAAAGGGUCAAGCUCAAUGGUACGUUUCAAAUCUCGAUAUCUGUUGUUCGAAGUACUGUACCCACAAGAAAAACAAUUUCACGAAUAUCCAACAGUUCCUUCAGAUGGUAGCAUCACUACAUCGGGUCUAUCUAAACUUUUAAGAAACACAAUAGCAGAAAACUUUGGAGACGUUGGAAUUGGAAAAGUGGCAUCGAGUUUGUCAGUAAAAUACUUUUCACCUUCGACUUCUACAGGAAUACUACGGGUUUCAAGGCAACAUUUUCGGCUAGCAUGGGCUGCUUUAUGCUUUUUAAGAGAACUUAAUGGCAAACCGGUUGUGAUACGUGUCGUACGUGUCUCUGGAACGAUAAAAAAGGCAGAAUUGGCUGCUAUAGAUAGAAAUGCUACAGAAGUCCGUCAGCUAUCAAGCUUAGACGACGCUAUUCCAACCGUCUAAUUACAAAGAACCAUUGUUUAUAUAUGUUGAUCGUGAGGCUUUUAUUUCAAUGUUUUGGCAAGAGUGUUUUCUUCUUUUUUCCCUGUCAAGACAGUUAUCAUAAAAGGUAAUGUUUUUUAUUUUAUUUAAUUUUAAUAGAAAAAGAAGUUUACCGUCCUAUCCAAAUUGGUUUUUAUCGAGUUACUGACUUAAUACAACUCAAAACUAUUGAAAUUUCCUUUUUGUUUAUUUGUUUACGUGUGUAAAGUUUGGAUUCCAUCUAAAAGCAGUCACAAAAUUUUACUUAUAUACACAAACGAUUUCUGCUACUUCAAAACCAAAUAUAAUUAGACGAAGAAAAUUAUUUUUGUUAUGUGAAAAGGUAAGAAGAAUUUUUACAGCGGAGAAGUAGACGUUUGCUCCAGAGGAUGCAAGAAAUAUACCCAAAUUGUAUAGCAAGAUCUAUGGGGUAACCGUAUUGGUUGCCUUCUUGCAGUGAUAACAGUUUUGUCAUAGUUACACUGAUGGAGUAUCUACCGCAAUUUUUUUCAUUUUUAUUUUCUAUUAUCUUUAACUAACCAUAUUAAGGUCGCAUAAACAAAAUUAUAGUAUUCGUGCAGUUUAGGGGUCCUCCAUAGUUAAAAAAAAAGGUAUUACACUAAAUAUUUGAAAAACGGUAAAGGUUGG
Molecule: messenger RNA, 1220 nt
Organism: Schizosaccharomyces octosporus yFS286
Lineage: Eukaryota; Fungi; Ascomycota; Schizosaccharomycetes; Schizosaccharomycetales; Schizosaccharomycetaceae
Product: RNase P and RNase MRP subunit
Exons: 1
Coding region: 132-554 (140 amino acids)
Biological process (GO): tRNA 5'-leader removal
Cellular component (GO): ribonuclease P complex
Molecular function (GO): ribonuclease P RNA binding
Source: RefSeq, a predicted model, not a curated record